AUGCUCCGUCUCGCCUUCACAGCCAGUGUCCAAGUUGGUCAACUGGUGCUCAAUCAUAUUCCGCAACCGCUCGAUCUCACCGACCUGUCCCUCAUAUCGUACGGUAUGGCCAACCAUCUUGAUCUCCUCAAACAGUGGAUUGUCAGCGACACCUACGUCUUCAAGCCAGUAUACAAGCAGGGACCACGUCAGCCAACCAAUCAGUCCACCUAUCCACCUCUUGACUACGUAAUCGAGAAGAACUUCGACCUGGCCAUGCUGAUUAUUUCCAAGUAUCCAACUGCUUGGUUGUUCUCCGCCUCUGCCAUGAUCGGUUCAGAACAGGAGGGAAACGUCGAGGCUCUAUCAUUCCUUCUUCAGAACAACACUGGCAACUACUCUACCGACCUCCUGAUGUACAGUGGAAGGGGACCUGUCCAUUGUCCAGCAUCUCCACUUUACCAACACUCGAUCUGA
Acytostelium subglobosum LB1 is the source of this 456-nucleotide messenger RNA. RefSeq lists its product as hypothetical. Lineage: Eukaryota; Evosea; Eumycetozoa; Acytosteliales; Acytosteliaceae. The coding region runs from base 1 to 456 and encodes 151 amino acids. The transcript has a single exon. The record is from RefSeq and is a predicted model, not a curated record.